Messenger RNA from Rhincodon typus (whale shark), 1252 nucleotides. Its product is annotated as cell adhesion molecule 3-like. The annotation marks the transcript as partial. The transcript is spliced from 3 exons. Gene Ontology annotation, cellular component: cortical cytoskeleton; membrane. Lineage: Eukaryota; Metazoa; Chordata; Chondrichthyes; Orectolobiformes; Rhincodontidae. The record is from RefSeq and is a predicted model, not a curated record.
GCCCAGCGUGUUCACUUGGAUCCGAUUUAAUGGAGAGCUGUCGGACAGGGCCAUUCCCAGGAGCGAGAACCUGACCUUUAACUUCUUGAACAAGAGUGACGCUGGGAUGUACCAAUGCUCUGCCAGGAACAUCGUGGGCAUCGGUUUCCGGAACUACUCUCUGACUGUGCAUGACCCUCUCUCCCAGCUGACCCAAUCCAGCAUUGACCACGCUGUAAUCGGUGGCAUUGUGGCUGUCAUUGUCUUCAUCGUUCUCUGUCUCCUGAUCAUCCUGAUCCGCUAUCUGAUUCGACACAAGGGAACCUACCUCACACACGAAGCGAAGGGAUCAGACGACGCUCCAGAUGCGGAUACAGCCAUUAUUAAUGCGGAGGUCGGUCACUCAAGCUCGGAGGAGAAGAAAGAGUAUUUCAUUUAGAGGGGCCGAGUGGCCUCCAGCAGGAGUUAUGGUGGAGGGGAGGCAGUGCGGACUAGGCAUGGCGGGGGUGGGGGAGUGAAGGGAGGGAGGGAAUCAUGAUGGAGAGGCGCCUGGCCCAAACUCUGCCCCUUUUCCCCCUCCUCCUGCAGGAGAGAACAGCAAGAUCCCACUGAAGACCUGCCUGCUACCACAGCUCGCUAAGCCUACCCCCCCUCCUCUUUCUCCCUCAGCUUUGAGACUAUUCUCCAUUUCUCCCAGUGAACGUACAGCAUUGACCCCUCUUGACCCCAGCCCCACAUUCCAACCAACAUCUCUAGGAUGGCCAUUGACCAAGAUGGACAGGACGGAGGUUGGGCCCGGUCUGCGUUUGCGGGGGAUGGGAUUGGGCGGGGGUGUGUCCCAUUGACCGAUCGGGCCUCCCUCCACAAAACCCCUGCCCGCGCCUCCCCCCCCCACCCCCCAGUCCCCAAUUUACCUCCCAGCCCCUUUCAAUGCCCCACCUCCAAAAUCCACUUUAGACCAAUGGGAGAGAGAGCAAUGGGAUGGGGUUGGGGAUUGUGGAGGGAGGUGGGGGGGAAGUGUAGAGGGAGCUUUACUCUGUAUCUAACCCCAUGCUGUCCCUGUCCUGGCAGUGUAUCUAACAAGCCCCCACCCCCCACUGUGUAGAGAGUGUUCAGAAACAUACCCCGCCCCCCCAAACUCCCGCACUCCCUCCCUACAUUGUAAAUAUGAAAACUGUGUUUCUCGUUCUUUUCUGUCCGUGGAGUGUAUAUCUGAGUUGUAUAAAAUUAUCUGUGUUUGUUUUCUGGAUGAUCGGGGUAUUCCAUGCGAUUG